Molecule: messenger RNA, 891 nt
Organism: Chrysemys picta bellii (western painted turtle)
Lineage: Eukaryota; Metazoa; Chordata; Testudines; Emydidae
Source: RefSeq, a predicted model, not a curated record
UUUUACACUAUUCUAAUGCUACAUCUAAAUUAUUUCUCUCUCUCUUUUUUUUGUGUGUGUCUUCAGCAAGCAAUCAUUCCAAAGCUUUCCAGAACUAAAGGAUGCCAUGUGGGAUCAGUAUACAGUGUGGACAAAUAAAUUUGGAGUUUUGCUCUUUCUGUAUUCUGUGAUAUUGACAAAGGGUAUCGAAAACAUAAAAAAUGAAAUUGAAGAUUCCACAGAGCCAUUGAUAGAUCCUGUUUAUGGCCAUGGGAGCCAAAGCUUAAUUAACCUCUUGUUGACGGGGCAUGCAGUUUCUAAUGUGUGGGACGGAGAUAGAGAAUGCUCAGGAAUGAGUAAGUUACUUCCAAUUUAUAAUUUUUUGUUUUUACACAGCAUAACUGUUUGGUGCUAGAAACUUGAGUUGAACAGUGUUCCUGGUUCAGUAGGUGAGGUGCUAUUUCGCUGUCCUUAGCUUCAAUGUAGGCAUUAAGUGAAAGUAAUAUUUAAUCCUCCCAAAAUCUUUGAGGCUGGUAUUGAUUAAUCCUCAAAAUCCUUGUGAGGUUGGUGUUUAAUCAGACAAUAUUUAUACAGCACUCAGGGAUGUAAGGCUAUACCUUUAUCCUUCAGUUAUAUUUUCUAUGAUACAUCUCUGCACCCAACUAUUCCUGGGGAAGAAAAUAUCUGAAUUCCUAAGUGUACAGGGGGAAGUAAAGGGAGUGCUUGCAUGUAUCCCAAAACUCUUCAGAUUACGUGGGAUGGAUAGUCACGUGUAAUUGCAUAGUAAACAUAUUUUGGUUGGUUACAUUCCACAGUAUUAGUAAGACAAACUGAGUUAUAGCAUUGGGAACACAACUAUGCUUUUCCCUUUUCCCUCGCUAUCUUUGUCCUCUCUUCUUCUUGCACUACACC